UCGGAAGGUGGAGUGGAUGUGGACUAGGCGUGGUGGACUUUGAGAUACGACCCGUCUUAAAAGCCCGGAUGGUCGUUAAGUCGGGCCAGUCCGUCGUAAGAGAGGGAGUGGUUGCGACGGUCGGGUAGUUCGUAUAAGACUACUGGUUCCCGCUGUGCAAUUUAGGACUUCAAGAAUUCAAGACGGUCGGGACUUUGAAGAUAUUGUGAUGUGAACUUGUGGGUGAUAAGAAUUUCCUACUACUAUUACUACAACUACUACUGCUACUACUACUACUACGAAGCUAUGAGAUGGCCUGAUGACAACUCUGAUGAUGCCGAGCGAUUACGGUGUGGAGAUGUUCCUCGGCUCUUCCCCCGUUCUUACCUCGGGCUACCUCGCCUCCCAGCCCUUCAUCCAUGACUACCCUCGCCUGACGCCCCUGCAGACUGCCCCCACCACCCUCCAGGCCACUCCGCUGCAGGCCAACCCCCUCCACUCCUUCUGGGGCUCCGGCAACCAGUCAUGCAGCGCGAUGGUCAACAGUAACGCCUUUAGGAGUACCCUCGAGACCAGCACUCAGUUGAGCUGCUCGUCGGCCUACGCAAACGGGAUUGGUGCCAGGAACAGCUUCAGGUCCAAAAUUCGCCGUUCGCCCCCCAAAAAGAAAUUGGACACACCGACCUUGCAGCUCCAGCCGAUCAAGUCCUGCCUCGUUGCCCGCCAAGACGAGGCCGAGCUGGAGCUGGGCGCCAUCUCCCCCACCAGACUAAAGAAGAAGGUGGUCUUCGCCGACACCCAGGGUCACCCGCUUACGGAGAUCCGGGUCCUCACAGAGCGUCCAGACUGCCCCCCGAGAUGGACCCCGGACUUCCUCGAGCAGGUGACCGGGGGCGCCAAGGCCGAGGCUGUGGCGGACCAGUGGGAGUUGGCCUUCGCUCAACCCGCCUCUGACUACAUGGGGAUGAAGGCGCGGUUGGAGCGGGAUAACGUGUGUGUAGAGAAUGUUAUGAUCAAGGAGGCAGAGGGCAAGAUCACCGGAACAGUCAAGGUUCGAAAUCUCUCCUUCAACAAGUCGGUGAAGGCUAGGUACACCGUCAACAACUGGACUGCCUGUGAGGACGUCGAGGCCGACUACGUCCCCUCCAAGACCACGGCCACGGGCGCUUCCUACGACAUCUACGACACCUUCACCUUCAACAUACCGCUGCCCGUGACCUCGCUCGCAGACAAGAUCGAGUUCUGCGUCUGCUACAACUGCGACGGCGCGGAGUUCUGGGAUAACAACAACAGCAAGAACUACGUCGUUGUGUCCUUCAGGCCCAAGUCGAAGCCACUGGAAGGAAAGCCCAAGGAUGUUUACGACGUGCAGAUCGAUGCGUGGAGUGAGUUCGCGUCCUGGAACCAUCUGAACAUCAAUGAUUCGCCCUACUGGUGAGGGUCCCGCGGCGAGAAAGACGAGGGAUCAUCACGCCAAGACUAGAAGAAGGAGGAGGAGGAGAUGAUUUUAUGAUGCUGAAACGGAACGAGACACGGAUGAGACGAGAUGACUACGUGGGGUUUUGGAUGGAAGGCGGGUGAAGGAAAGAGAAAGAAGAGAUGAUAUAAGGAAAGGAAAUGGAUGAAAAGAAGACAAAAACGGAUUAUAGAAGAUGGGUGAAGGAAAGGGUUAGAAGGAAGCAAAAAGGAAUGAAGAAAAUGAAGUUCAGGAAAAGCGCAAAGAGAAGCUGAAAUGAAAGGUUGAAAAGAAAUCGCAAAAACGCAAAAAACGCAAGAUUGUGGAAAGACGGGCGAAGGAAAGAGUUUGAACGAAGAGGAUAAAAGAAAGGAAAUGGAAGGAGGUGCAAAUGGCCGAGAUGCGAGGUUAAGGAAGACAGGAGGAAGAAAACGAAUUUGAAAAGGAAAUAUUGGAAAGAGAAAGAAAGAAGAGAGAAGAGAGUUGAGCCGGUUGAAGUGACACAGAAGAAAGGAAGGUGAUAGAGGAAGAGUGAAAAGGAGAAAAAUAGAAGAGGUGAUUGAAGUGACUUGAUUGAAACUUAACUAAAGGAAAUGAAGAUGGAAGGGAUGAUGCUUUUCUGUGUCAGUGGAAUCCAAGUCUUUUUUUAGAUUCGCACACACGCAAAAAAAAAAAAAACUGGAUGAAAAAAAUGAAAAUGGAAAAGACUGACGAAAAUGAAACUUAAGAAAGAGAAAAUGAAAACUUGAAAUAAAUAAAAAUAAGAAGAAACAAAAAAUGAACAGAGGAAAUUUGAGACGGAGAAAGAGAGAGAGAGAUAAGAGACAGGAGGGGAAAAAAAUCUACACAAAGUGACUUGAAACGAGAAAGAUAAAUAUAGAUAAAGAGAGAUAGAGAUAGAGAAGCAUACCCUAACAUACAUACAUACAUACAUACAUACAUAUAAAGGAAGAAACAAAUGUAUGUAUGUAUAUUUAGAAUCCCAACCAGCCUGAUUUUAAUGAUAGUUUAGCCGCGGUGUGUGUGUGUGUGUGUGUGUGUGCGUGUGUGUGUGUGUGUGUGUGUGUGUGUGUGUGUUGGCGGUGCUAUUCGGUGUAACAUAACGUAACACACACACGACGAAUCUUGCUCUUGUGUUAAGUUAACGUAGUUUUGUUCAGCGUUUUGCGUAGUGGCGAGAUAUUUCGUUAAAGUGUUAUGGAAGAGGAGGAGGAGGAGGAGGAGAUAGCGAAGAAGAGAAGGAGAGGAAUAAGAGGAAAUAGUAAUAAAUUUUCCUCUAGUAAUGAGUCUAGAAAAUUACAUACGAAAAAAAGAAGAAAUAGAAGAGGAAGAAAAAGAUGAAAAUAGUUGAAUAGAAUGAAAAAAAAAAUUGACUGAAGGAGAGGAGGAGGAGGAGGAGGAAAAUAGAUGAUGAUGAAGAUAGAAAGAAAGAAAAGAAAUAUUAGAAAACUCAAAAGUGCAGUUCAUGUGUUUUUUUUGUCUAUAUUUUACACACACACACACACACACACACACACACACACACACACACACACACACACACACACACACACACACACAGAUGAUGCAGUAGUUGUGAUUGUGAAAAUAGAUAAAGAAAAAUAAACUUGCAAAAAAAAUAUAAGAAAUUAAAGCACUCGUACGAUGGACCAACAACCUAAAUAAAGAAAGAAAAGAAAAAGAUCGUAAAUUUAAAGAAAGAGUAAGAAAAGAAAAAGAUCGUAAAUUUAAAGAAAGAAGAAAGAAAUAAAGAAAGCAAAGAAAGUCUGCUGAAAAUUAUCAAAUCCAUAGACCAAAAAAAUUAAAAUCGACAUCCACGAAAUAUGAAAAACAAAAGAAAAUCAGAGAAAACAAAAACUGGAACAGAAAACACAAAAGAAAAACUGGACUGGUAGUGGCAAAGAGAGAAAGAAAGAAAGAAAGAAAAAGAAAGAAAAAGAAAACAUUGAUAAAAGUGGUGAACAAAACAAAAGAAAGAAAACAACAAGAACGUGAAAGUGAAUGAAAAAGAGAAAGUGAAAGAAAGAGAGAGAAAUGAUCAAGUCAACUUCGCCUCCAAGAAGAAGAAGAAGAGGAGGAGGAGGAGAACUAGGAAGAGGAAGGGGAGGAGGAGGUAUGACAGGGUUACCUCCACCGUGCCUCUCCCUCCCUCCCUCCCUCCUACGUUCCCUCCAUCCCUCCACAUAAGGCACAGAAGAAGGAAGGAAGGAAGGGCAGCUCAGAAGUCGUCGGUCGUCCAUAUUGAGACAGCAGCGAUGAUAUAGAAUUUGUGAAGCUACUAGUCGUUCAUCGCAAGGAUCUGAGUGAUGACCCAAGGUGAUGACCCGCGCUGACCUGACCUGACCUGACCUGACCUCACAUCCGACCAUCACCACUACUCAAAUUUCAUCAUCACAAAUGCCACUACCACCACCAAGAUCGUUACGGAGGAUUAACCACCACCACAACCACAACCACCCACCGCUGAUCUGGCCCGACCCAAAACUACGCAAGGAAGAGAAGAUGAAGGAGAAGAAGAGAAAGAGGAGGAAGAAAACGUAUAUACCCACCUCCUCCACCACUACCACCAACAACAACAACACGAGUAGAAACCGCAACGAGAAGAACUUGAACUUGAACUUGAAGAACACGACGAAGAAACCACGAAGAAGAAACGAAGAAAACAAGAACGAGAACUGGGAAACAUAUAACCACCACCACCACCACCACCAUUACUACAUAUUGAAGAACCAGAGAGAGAGAGAGAGAGAGACUAAUACCACACCACCACCAUCACCACCACCACGCCUUCAGUGCCUCAGAAGAAGCAGAAGCCCAACACUACACGCCUUCCUCCCCACACGCCCUUCCUCCCCACGCCUUUCCCAUUGCCAGAGAAGACUUAGAAGGGCUUUGGAAGGAAGGGCGUUGAAGGAGGAGCGUGUCAAAUAAGGCUUUUGGUGUUGUGAGUUGAGAAGGAAAGAAAGAAAGGAAGAAAGAAAGAAAGACAGGAAGGAAGAAAAAAGGAGAGAAGGAAAAGGUGAUGAAAAUGGGAAGUGAGCGAGUGAGCGAGUGAUUUGGAGUUUAAUUAAAGAGGAAGAAAGGGAAGAAAAUGAAGGAUAGAGAAAAUAUAAUGAAAAGAGAAGGAAAAUAAUGAAAAAGAAUGAAAAUAUAUAUAAUGAAAAGGCAAUAAAUAGGGAAAACUAAUGAUGAUGUUUACUAUAAUAGGAAGGUGAUCUUACUAUUAUUAAUGAUAGUAAUUGCAUAGUCCCAUCACCACUACCACCACCACCACCACCACGAUCACAACCACACCAUAAUUCGUCUGUGAUACAUGAAAGAAAAAGAAUAAAAGGAGAUGAAGAAAAUAAAAAAAAGCAGGUGAUGUGAUAAUGAAGAAUAUAAUGAUGAUGAUGAUGAUGACAAAGAAAAUACAGUGGGAGAAAAAUGGUGUUGGUGGUGAUUGUGAUGAUGGUGAUGGUGAUGAUGAGAAGAUAGAGAGGGAGAGAGAAACAAAGGUAUAAAAAUGAUAGAGAGAAAAAGACAGACAGUGAUAAAUAUGGAAAGAGGAGGAAAAGAGAGAAGAAGAGGAAGAGGAGGAAAAGAGGAGAAGGAGUUGAAAUGAAAAUGAUAAAAAGAGAGAAAAACAGACUGACAGAUGGAAAAGAGGGAAGAAAAAGAAGAAGAGGAGGAGGAGGAAAGAGAGAUGAAGACAAAAAAAUACCACAGAAAGAGAUAAAGAGGAGGGAAGAAGAAGAAGAAAAAGAAAGGAGAGACAAACGAAGACACACAAAAAAAUGAAUUACCAGAAAAAAAAGAGAUGAAAAAAAGAUGUUAGAGGAGACAGAGAGGUGGAAAGGAGGAAAGAAAGAAGAGUACAGUAGAAGACAUGGAUAAAGAGAGAGAGAGAGGGAGGGAGGGAGGUGCAGGCGAGUGUUCCGUACCGUUCCGCUGCAUUGUGUUCCGUUCAAAGUGUUUAUAUUAUCUCUUAUGUGUUAUCCUCAUGUGCAAUACAAGGCCACUGCUUCUCUCCACUCCCCCGGGCGACCCUUCCCUUCCCCUGCCCUCCCCAGCAUCCCCUUACCUCUCAACCCCUUCCUCUCUUCCCCAUCCUCAGUUUAUCUCCCUUCUUCCCCUUUCUCCAGCAUCCCUUUAUCUCUUACCCCCUUCCUCUCUUCCAUUACAGCCUCCCUAUCUCUCAGUUCCUCUCCCUUCUCCUCCUUCUCUUCCCCAGCAUCCCCUUAUCUCUCUCUCACUCCCUUAUCCUUCCCUUACAGCUUCCCUAUCUCUCUGUUCCUCUCCCUUCUUCCCCUUCUCUCCCCAGCAUCGCUUUACAUAUCUCUCCUUCCUUCCCUUCCUCCCCUUACAGUCUCCCACUUCUCUCCUCCCCCUUCCCUCCCUUCCCUUCCCCUGCAAUCCUCUACUCUCUCCCCUCUCCUUUCCUUCCCCUUACCCAUGUCUCCCUACCCUCAAUACAUCUUCCCUUUCAUAUCCUUACCUGACCUUACCUGACCCUACCUGUUAAUGAGUUUACCUGGCUUAUCUACACCCCUCCCGUACACCUUACCUUACAUAUCCUUACCUUACCUAACAUGACCUGAUAAUUUACCUAUCUUGCCCACCUGGUGCUCGGCGUUCCCCUGGGCACCUGGCGGGCACACGGGGGAGGGCUUACCUAAGGGGAGCGGCGCCCCUGGGAGGAGGGAGGCAGGUGACGGGCAGGUGAAGACAGGUGUCACGUGUGGGUCGUCGCUUCACCUGUUGACCAAUGAGAGUCUUGGUUAGCUUGUUAGAGGCUAAGUGGUACAAAUCAUUACUAUUCUUUACUAUUUUACUAUGUUAUUAUUCUAUGUUUUUAGUUUGUCUGAAUCCCACCAACACGCCCCUCCCACACCCACACCCACCCACACCCACACACAACCCAUGCUCACUCGCAGCCCCACCCUCAACUUUUACUGUUUUACUAUGAUGUGUUGAGUUUAUUUGAACCCACCAACACACCCUCACACCCACACCUCCCCCCACACCCAGACCCACCCAUGCCCACCCAUAUCCAGACUCACCCAUUCAGUUACUAUGCUAUGUUGUUAUGAUAUGUUGAGUUGAUUGAACCCACCAAAACACACACAUACACACACACACUUAAACCCUUCCACUACUAACACAUUCAAGUACCCACCCACUAACACUAACCCAUCCACGUCUUCCUACUCCACCCACCUACCCACUUACCCACCGUAGUCCCCUUUCCACGCAUCCAUCCACUCGUCCAUCCUUAGCUAGUGAGAUUGAGAGAGAGAACGAAAGAGGGAGAGAGAGAGAGUUAAUGAUAAGUCUUUUGCUAACACGAAAAUGGGAGAUAGAGAGAGAAUGAGAGGGAGAGAAAGAGAGAGCGAGAGAGUGUUAUGCCUUCUGUUAACACGAAAAUAAAAGAGAGAGAAAGAGGGAGAAAAAAAAGAGAAUGAGAGAGAGAGAGAGAGUUAAUGAUAAGUCUUUUGCUAACACGAAAAUGGGAGAUAGAGAGAGAAAAGAGAGAAUGAGAGGGAGAGGAAGAGAGUGUUAUGCCUUUUGCUAUCACGAAAAUAAGAAAGAGAGAAAGAAAGAAAGAAAGAAAGAAAGGGAGAGAAAAGAGGUAGCAAAAAGACUGAAGUAGCUAUCACGGAAGAAGAAGAAAACUGGGUCACCGCGCAGUCCUUUCCUUCAGAACAGACAACAACAAACAGCAACAACCUUCUGAUAAAUUGGAGAGCGAGUAUAUCAGUCCUUCAGAGCUUCCUUUCCUUCUCCCCUUCCCGUUCCCCGCAAUGCACUAUCAGAAACGGCAUUAUCAGGAGGGAGAGGAAGGAAACACACACACACACACACACACGUACACAUAUACACACACGCUAUCUUAGACUCGAGGGUAAAAAUUAAUGCUAUAUGCGUGUGUGUGUGUGUGUGUGUGCUUGAGGGGAAAGAAAGUGAGCUCUCGUGGAAAUAUAUGUGUGUGUGUGUUUGUGUGAGAGCUUGCGAAAGUGUUGAUGUUGAUGUUGCUAGUGUUGUCCGCUCAAGGAAAGCGCUCACGGAUGUAAUUCUGAAGCAAUGUUGCCAAGUUAUCGUACUCAAAACACCGCAUUCAUCAGUUCCAGGGCCCAAAACUGUCCUAGCCACACAGAUAACGAGAUUCCAGUUAAAGUUCUCGUUAAAAGCGUUACUUAUCGGCGUUUGUUUGCGAUAGCUGUGACUCGGAACCGGAAAAUGCGAUGUGCUGAGUGCCUGAGUACGAUAAUUUGUUAACCCUGCUCUGAAGUCCUUGAAUUUGGAGGAAGGAAAGUGUUAAAAGCUGACUGACUCCCAAGCGAUGAUAUGGACGAGGAGAUGGAAGGCUCUUUGGUGGACGAGAGAGAGAGAGAGAGAGAGAGAGAGAGAGAGAGAGAGAGACUGACUGACUAACCAACUCUUCCCUUCACUGAGGCAGCUGAGAGAGAAAGAUAGAUAGAUAGAUAGAGAGAGAGAGAGGCCUUGAUUGAAAAGCCUACAGCCGGCAGUCGAUGUGUGUGUGUGUGUGCGUGUGUGUGUGUGUGUUUUAUGUAUGCAUGUACGUAUAUAUGUGUUUCUAUAUAUAUGUAUGUAUGCUACUAACCGUACGAUAGGUAGCUAACUCACAUUUGUAUACAUUUUCCCAUCCUUUUCCUUCCCUUCCCUUCCCUUGCCAUUCCUUUAAUCUCAUCCCUUUCCUUCCCUUCCCUUCCCUUCCCAUUCCUUUAAUCUCAUCCCUUCCCUUCCCUUCCCUUCCUUUCCCUUUCCCUUCCCAUUCCUUUAAUCUCAUCCACUCCCUUCCCUUCCCAUCCCUUUAACCUCAUUCCCUUCCUUUCCCAUCCCUUUUAACCCUCUUAUCCCUUCCCUUCCCAUCCCUUACCUUUAACUCCCUCUCUCCUUCCCAUCCCAUCCCUUACCUUCCCUUACCUUUAACUCCCUCAUCCCUAUCCCUUCCUAUCCCUUAACCCCUUCCCAUCCCAUCCCUUCUAACUUCCCCAUCCCAGUAAUGAUAACAAUGAUGAUGAUAAUGAUAACACGUCUACGAAUCAGUGGAUAUGAAUACUAAUCUUGCAUCACGUAUCUAUGUAUCUUCCAUGUAUGAUGAUAAGACAACACAUUAUGAAUAGAUUAUAAGAGUUUUUUCAUUAAUUCCUCUUCUACGUAAGGAAUUGUGAACCUCUUAGUAAACCUCUUCAAACCCCACGAACACUCUUUCUUGAUCCUCUUUCUUCUCUGUCUUUCACCCCAAAACUCCUCUUCAUCUUCUACGUAAGGGAUUGUGAACCUCUUAGUAAACCUCUUCAAACCCCACGAACACUCUUUCUUGAUCCUCUUUCUUCUCUGUCUUUCACCUCAAAACUCCUCUUCAUCUUCUACGUAAGGGAUUGUGAACCUCUUAGUAAACCUCUUCAAACCCCACGAACACUCUUUCUUGAUCUUCUUUCUUCCGUCUUUCAUCUCAAAACUCCCCUUCAUCUUUUACGUAAGGGAUUGUGAACCUCUUUAAACUCCCUCAGAUCCCCUCUCCUGAUCCCUUUCUUCCCUGUCUUUCAUCUCAAAACUCCCCUUCAUCUUCUGCGUAAGGGAUUGGACACAGAAAUAGAAAGGGUCGUAAAGGGAAGAUGAGCAGAAUGAGCUGAAAGGGAGUGUGAACCUCUUAGUAAACCUCUUCAAACCCUUUCUUCCCUGUCUUGCAUCUCAUAACUCCCCUUCAUCUUCUACGUAAGGGAUUGUGAACCUCUUUAAACUCCCUCAGAUCCCCUCUCUUGAUCCCUUUCUUCCCUGUCUUGCAUCUCAUAACUUCCCUUCAUCUUCUACGUAAGGGAUUGGACACAGAAAUAGAAAGGGUCGUAAAGGGAGAGUAGAAAGGAUUCGGGAAAUGGAAAGGAUUAUAAAAGGAUUGUGUAGAGUCUUAGUGGUAGACAGGGAGGGAGAAAUAUAGAGUAUGAGGCUAGUAUUUUUUUUAUACUGUAGUCUGGCCUCCUCUUGUGCUGUUCCCUGCCCCAUACACACAUACACUCCCUUCAAAAACGCUCCUGACCUGACCUGACCUUUCUAGCCGAAUGUGACCUUUACCUGACCUUUCUAGCCUAAUGUGACCUUUACCUGACCUUUCUAGCUUAAUGUGACCUUUACCUGACCUUUCUAGCCUAAUGUGACCUUUACCUGUAUCCCGCCUGACCUUACCUCACCUUACAUUACCUAACCUAAAGUUGCCUACCUAGCUUUACGACCUUUACCUAUAUCCAAGUUGACCUUACCUUACCUUGCCUGAAGUGACCUAAGCUGACCUCUUCCCGUGUCUUACUAGCUCCGGGUCAUCCCCUUAAGUGGCUUCAUUGACCUCUUGGGUAGUACUGCUGACCUUACCUUACCUAAAGUGACCUAAGCUGACCUCUACCUGUGUCUUAGUAAUCCCUAACCUAACCUGACCUUACCUUACCUAACUUAACCUAACCUUACCUUACCUUACCUAACUUAACCUAACCUUACCUUACCUUACCUAACUUAACCUAACCUUACCUUACCUAACCUGACCUAACCUGACCUUACCGAAAGUGACCUAAGUUAACCGUGACCUCUUCCAAUAUAGCUAAGUCGCCCUUGGAAGCGGUCACCUGUAUACACCUGUCGAUGUUACAUUAAUUACCUUACCAUAAUUAACUAGCACGCACGGUCGACUUAAGAUAUUAUUACUGAUGAGGGAUUGUCGACCAGGUUGUGUGUGUGUGUGUGUGCGUGCGUUUGUGUGUUAAGGUGUCAUAUUCUAGAGGUCCUUAAAAUGAUAGUGAUGAUGAUGAUGACGAUGAUGAUAAUGAUGAUGUUACUAGUAUCGUUAGUAUUAUCAAUUAUGCUCUACUACUACUACUAUUACUAUUAUUGUAUGAGUAAUGAUAUGAAAUGCCUACUAUGAUUAUAUGUAUGUAUUUAUGUAUGCAUGAAGCUAUGUGUGUAUGUAUGUAUGUAUGCAGAGGUAGAUAAGCCAGAUCUAUUGUCAUAUAUACAUGUAUAAUACUAUUUUUAUGUCGAGGCCAUACAUACAUACAUACAUACAUGCAUACACACGUAGACACAGUAAUGAGAAGCCUUAAUGAGCUGUACAUACAUAGACAUACACAUAUGUAUACUCACACAUGUAUACACUCACUAAGUACCCGAAACGUCCACUAUGAUGUCCGUUCGUCGCCGUACUUACGGGUAGAGUUGACGGCGCCGAAGCAGGAGGAGGAGGAGGAGGAAGAGGAAGCGCUGGAGGAGGAGGAGGAGGAGGUGGAAGAGCUGGAGCUGGAGGAGGAGGAGGAGCGCGCCGCCGCCGUCGUGCAACCAAGAAACACCGCCAGGACGUGAUAUUAGCCAAGGUCUCGCUGCUUGUCCGCGUCCUCGUGUCGUCUCGACCUCGUCCUCGUGUCCUGUGAAGGGGAGGGCGUGCUGGUGGUGGCUGGGGAGGCUGUGUUGUGAGGGAGGGGGGAGGGGGGCAGUGGAGUGGGUGGUGGAGGGUGGGUGUGUUGGUCGCCGGGCACUCCGUCUCAUCGCUCAAGGAGUAGCUGUUGGUAGUGUAGGUGUAGGCGUAGCGGCCCGCGGGUGUUGAUACACUUAUAUAUAUAUAUUAUUAAUAUUAUUAUUACUACUACUACUGUGCCGCGUAUCAACUCUCUCUCCGCCUUAAGCGAUGCACGACACGCGCGUUGGCCGGGGCGCGGCGCGUGUCGUGUCGUGUCGUCUGUGCCAAACUGUCACGAGGAAUUACAGAAACAAAAUGUCUAUUUUUUGUGUGCGUGCGUGCGUGUGUGACGGGCGGCGGGCAGCGGCGGGCGGGGCGAGCCUCGCCGCACACCGCGUUGCUCAACGUGUCCAGAGUUCCUCGGCGAGGGUGUCCUGCCCCGCCCCGCGGCGGCCCGGCGGGGGAGGCGCCGGGGCCGCGCCCCCCGCCCCCCUGCGCCGCCACGCCCACAGGACCUUACCGCUGCUAUGUAGUUCGUAAGAGGAACAACAUCGCCAGUGUUGCUGUUAUUAAUGUGUUUUAACAUUGGAUGACGCUGCCGUGCCUGGCGGCCCCGGGGGGCGGGGCGGGGGCCGGGGCGCGGCACCCCGGGCGUGGCUGGCGCCCACAUUUGUAUAUUUUCUUGGUUGUGUUGAUUUCCUCCGUGAGGUCGGGGGCGGCGCCCCCGCUAACCCCGCCUCAAGAAAUCGUAUUCUUAAACCUUGUAAUUAUCUUGAAUUCUUAGCCACGUGAAAAAUUGUAAUUAUUUUAUAUUGCACGAUAUUUUACGAUUUUUGCAAACAUCUAAUAAAUACAUGAAUGUGCCUA
Molecule: messenger RNA, 11744 nt
Organism: Eriocheir sinensis (Chinese mitten crab)
Lineage: Eukaryota; Metazoa; Arthropoda; Malacostraca; Decapoda; Varunidae
Product: protein phosphatase 1 regulatory subunit 3B-like
Exons: 7
Coding region: 299-1417 (372 amino acids)
Biological process (GO): regulation of glycogen biosynthetic process
Cellular component (GO): protein phosphatase type 1 complex
Molecular function (GO): protein phosphatase 1 binding; glycogen binding
Source: RefSeq, a predicted model, not a curated record